AUGGAGUCAUCACCGCUUACUCUAGCGCACGAUCAUGCUAGAGCGGCAUCUGUCGCGACAUCGAGCUCCGAUACGACUGUCGCAAUCAACGAACAUGCUCUCGCUGCUGGGGAAUUUGCAAAGGCUGCUUCAGGUACAAGGAGUGCUGAGGCGUUGAGGACUCUGCAGCUUCUCGAGCAGCAUCAUCAAAGAUUAUCAGAGCUUCUACGUUACCCCUCCGAGAACCCACCGUCGACUUCCGCUACAGAAUCAGAAGUACAACCUUCCGCAGAGAAGCCGCUCUCCACUUCGGCCGCAGUAGCAGAAUUGCGAGCGAGCAAGACAGAUAUUGGCGCUCGAUCAUCCUCUCCUCUUCGGAAUCCUCCCAGCCUUCAGCACCCCAGAAGACUACCUCCACGAGACCUUAGCUCCUCUAUCGCAAGCAACUUAGCAUCGGCAAGAGGCAUUCGUGCGAACUACACUAGACAACCGUUAUCGCCAAGUGUUUCGAACCAGCAGGCUCCAGGGAACCUCGAGUCACAUCCGCGUAGGGAAGGGAAGCGGUCAAAGGCCCCGGGCAGUAUUCCAGAGCACUCGGUCACACAACCUAGUUGGUUACCUCCUACUCAUGCAAGUUCCCAGAAGGCAAUUACCUUGAAUGGAAAGACUCAAGAAUCCGCAAGCGCGGGGGACGCAGUGGCAGCCUCAGACAACGAGGGCUUUUCUCGAUUUUACAGCACCUUUGAGAGCUUUAUUACAAAGAUUUCUGCUCCUCUUGCGUUCGCUGGACUUCCUCUAGUAUCGAAUGAAGCCAAUAGUGCGGCUCAGCCAGAAAGCCCGUCCCAGUCGGGGAAGCGAAUUUCAAAUAACAGAGAGUCCUCGGUACAAGAGCCAGAACUAUCCAAAUACAUUUCUCGAGCUGCCUUGAGAGCCUCUUCUCGUGAUGGGUAUUCCGCCAAUGAUUCCUUUUAUGUUGUUCCAACUGCCGGUCAUUCUGUCUCGUAUGCGAAAAUCCUGUCUUUCGACCAGAAGGAAAGACGCCGAUUGGCCUCAUCUGUCCAUAGUGAACACGGGGAAAAUCUGGCUGACCUAGAAGACGAAGACUUUGUCGAUGCUCGAGAAACUCCAAUGCCAACGUCACCUGGUCUGUCGAGGAAGCCAAUAAGCGGUCGACAAGGCAAACUCGAAAAUCACAUCGAGGAACUUGAAAUGAAAAACCAGAGCCUCAAAGAUAUUGCAGACAAGCUUAGUAAAAGAUUGAAUGCCUUCGAAAUGGGUGCUCAAGACCACAGUCUGAUGAUGUACCAGAGUAUGCGAAUGCAAAGACCUGCAAGUCCGGGGGGUAAUCUUUCACCGGGUCCAGGUGACGAUGCUCUCAAACGACGAAUUAGCGAAUUGGAAGAACACCAAGCACUAAGCGGGAAAGAGAUCGAAAGGCUUAGCCGUGACAACGAAAAGCUGAAAAAUGUUGUGGCAAGAUAUCGUGAUCGAUGGGAAAAGCUUAAAGAGGGCGCAAAGACUAGACGCGAAGGCUCUUCUGGCAAUGGCAAUGCAACAAUCAAGAAGGAUAGUGAUUCUACUGGCGAUAGAUUGGCUGCUGGGUAA
Glarea lozoyensis ATCC 20868 is the source of this 1584-nucleotide messenger RNA. RefSeq names its product MIT. The transcript has 2 exons. The coding region runs from base 1 to 1584 and encodes 527 amino acids. NCBI's taxonomy places the organism in Eukaryota, Fungi, Ascomycota, Leotiomycetes, Helotiales, Helotiaceae. The record is from RefSeq and is a predicted model, not a curated record.